AUGAAGACAUCACUCACUGUGCUUGGAACUGGGAAAUUGUUUUGGGGCUUCUUCCUAAUUCCUCAUGUAGGCAUUUGGAGUAUCAAUGGAGACAAGUCAUGUGAUAUACAACUUUACAUUAAGAAAUAUUCCAUGUUUGUUGUAUCAUCAGGGGACCCAUUUGAACUGGAAUGCCCUAUGAAAUAUUGUGCUAAUAGACCUGCUGUGACCUGGUGCAAGCUUGAAGGAAACAAUUGUUUACAUCUUGGUGACAGACUUCAGGGGUCUAUGGGUUGGGAAGAAAGGAAGCUUAUUUCAGUUUUUAUUUUGCAUUUUAAUCAAGUGCUUGCUAGUGACAGUGGGUCAUACCGCUGUUUUGUGAACUCUUCAUCUGGAUUCAUUGAAAGCCACUCAGUUACCAUUAAUGUGACAGAACGGACUCAAAAUAAUUCAGAGCAUCCUCUUAUAAAUACGAAGAAUGCCUCAAGACCACUCUCCAAGGAAGAGAUGGUAGCCCGACAAUGGAUCCUUUAUAGUUUGCUUCCUUUGGGGGCUUUACCUCUGCUUAUUACCUGUUUCUACCUAUUCUGCUGCCUUAGAAGGCACCGAGGGAGACAAAAGAAGCUUUCUAAUUCAACAGGAAGGGAUACUAACCUGGUUGAUGCCCCCCAGUUCUUUAGGAGUGAGCCAUCUGAAGUCAACAUCAUGGAAAGUUCCCAAACAUUGCAUUUGGAAACUGGAAUUUAUGAUAACGACCCCUGGUUCAGGGUCCGGAGAGAGUCUGGGGUUUAUUUUAACCUAAGUCUGGAAGAAAACAAACAGGGCAUUGUUUAUGCUUCCCUGAAGCAUUCGGUCAUUGGAAUGAACCCAAGACAGGCAACAAAUGUGCAAGAAGCACCUACGGAGUAUGCAACCAUAUGUGUGAGGAGUUAA
Budorcas taxicolor (takin) is the source of this 912-nucleotide messenger RNA. It is a transcript of the gene BTLA, whose product is annotated as B and T lymphocyte associated. Lineage: Eukaryota; Metazoa; Chordata; Mammalia; Artiodactyla; Bovidae. Gene Ontology annotation, cellular component: plasma membrane. The coding region runs from base 1 to 912 and encodes 303 amino acids. Gene Ontology annotation, biological process: immune response-regulating cell surface receptor signaling pathway. The record is from RefSeq and is a predicted model, not a curated record. The transcript has 6 exons. Gene Ontology annotation, molecular function: signaling receptor activity.